This is a messenger RNA of Nezara viridula (southern green stink bug), 1494 nucleotides long. NCBI's taxonomy places the organism in Eukaryota, Metazoa, Arthropoda, Insecta, Hemiptera, Pentatomidae. The record is from the annotation of a GenBank genome assembly.
UUGCAACUAUAUUACUGAAUUUGUGUGGACAAUGUGGGGUAAUGUAAAGGCGUAAACCUUAUAAGAGGAUCUGAACAGAAAUAAGGAACAGUGUCGCGCUUUUCAGCAAGAGGUGAUUGUCUUGUGAGACAGUAAAAUCGCUUCUGACAUAUUUCUUUUUAAAUAUGAGCACUGAUUAUUAUUGACAGUGAUGAAUUGGACUAAAACAAUUCAUCCCAUUUCCGUGAAAUAGUAUCUAUGUUAUCUCAUUUGAAGUGGACAGUGAGGUCUUCUUAAAGGGUCGUAGAGAGGAGUGCGCAGUCAGUGUUAUCUGAAACAGGAUGAAGACUCUAUUAAUAUCCAGCUUGCUCUUGGUGGCAGCAUAUGGUGGUUCAGACCACCAGGAAAACUUCAAAGAAAUCAUCGACAUUGUCAACUCAUCCGGAGCUAAAUGGAAAGCUGGGCAGAACUUUGGGGAGAACACGACAGUAGCAUCAUUGAAGAAGUUUCUGGGAUUGAAGAGAGAUAGGCUCUUCAAAUUGCCGCUAAGAGCAGAACACCCCACCCUGAACUCCAAGAUCCCAGAGAGUUUCGAUGCAAGGGACAACUGGCCUGCUUGUGAUUCCAUUCGUCACAUCAGGGAUCAGGGAACCUGCGGAUCUUGUUGGAGCAUUCAUGUGUUGAAGAGUGCUGUCCUUAUAUACUUCAAUAGACUUGUCAGUCUGAAAGAGAGUGCCGGUGUUGCAGUUGCUGCUGCUGGAGCGUUCACAGACAGGUUAUGCAUUGCUACAAACGGCAAGUUCACGUUGCCACUCUCUUCAGAGGAACUGCUGGCCUGCUGCUCAAGCUGUGGAGAUGGUUGUAACGGAGGAUAUCCUUCUGCAGCAUGGAAGUAUUUUGCUAGUAACGGACUCGUUACUGGAGGAGACUACAAAUCUGACGUGGGUUGCCAGCCGUACGAAAUUCCAGCUUGCUCGCAUCACGUCAAAGGAUCGCUGCCAUCCUGCGACUCCUUACCAGAAUCAAAGACACCCAAAUGCCAAAGGAAGUGUACAAACUCAGCCUAUCCUGGUUCCUUCUCGUCGGAUCACCACAAACUUAAAAGCUAUUACUCCGUUAGCGACAGAGUGGAAGAGAUUCAGAAAGAGAUAAUGCUCCACGGUCCGGUAGAAGCAGGUUACACAGUCUACUCAGACUUUCCGACUUACAAAUCAGGUGUUUAUCAUUACGUGACUGGUGAAGAGCUUGGUGGACACGCAGUGAAGAUCAUUGGCUGGGGCGUCGAAGAUGGCACACCCUAUUGGCUAAUAGCUAACCAAUGGAACGAAAGCUGGGGUGAUAAAGGGCUUUUCAAGAUAUUGAGAGGAAAAGACGAAUGCGGCAUUGAAUCUGAAAUUGUUGCCGGUAUUCCCAAAGUAUAAAUAAAUACGCAUCAUUAUUAUUAUUAUUAUUAUCAUUGUAUAUUUUAAAUAAAACUGUUUUAUAAAAAUGUGAAUGCUUUUUUACAAUCACAAU